AUCAGGACAACGCGCGGCUAAUCAGGUUCAAAGAACAUGGUGGGAGAGACAUUUGUGGAAACUUUGCUUCUCCUCCUUAUAUUUCUUCCUGCAAAUCAUUUCCCCAUUCCAGUUCUUGUAAGAAACUCGAGGGUAUUUUCAGACAACAAACAGGAGAAGAAAACAAGGGAGCACAGAAUGUCUAAUUUAGGGCAAAAAUCUCCCGACAGAGCAAGCUUUGUCAAUCUUCUAAGCCAGUACUUGAAAGAAAAGAGGAAUAUUGGGGAGUUUAGCGUUGGAAUAUCUUCAAAAUCUGAUGCUAAAGGGAAACAAGCAAAAACAAUGAAUCUUUUGUCCUCUAUGGCUGAUUCUUCAGGGACUUCCAGACCAAAUCUUGUGGCAUCAAACGUGAAAUCUGCAUAUUUCUUUCCAGGCAGCUUUGGUGCCUCCGGUUCCAUGGAAGACAACAUUAACAGGACAGUUAUCAGGAAACCGGCAGCAGCGGAAACAAAGAAUGCUCAGCUGACCAUAUUUUUCAAUGGCCAAGUGGUUGUAUACCACGAUUUCCCGCCGGAGAAGGUGAAGGAAAUCAUGGCCUUAGCUAACCAAGGAACCUCAACUACAUGUACCGGUGUUAAUGCUUCUGACUCUAUCAUGGAAAAAUCGAGCUCUAACGUCGAAAAGAUCAAUAUCGAUAUCCCCGACUUGAACAUCGCCUCCGCAACUGCAAAUACUCCGGCUCAAGACCCUAUGGUCGAGCGACGUAAUUACGGUGGUUCGGAUUUGCGGAUCGCGAGAAGGAACUCACUUCACAAGUUCUUCGAAAAGAGAAAAGACAGGGCAGCCGCAAGAACACCGUACCUGUUGAACAACAACCGAGUCUUGCCGCCGCCGCCGUCUAAACCCGAUGACAACAAGCCGUCGUGCGAGGAAGGUCGCUUAUCGAGAGACACACCAAGAUGCAUUGAUCUCAAUUUAUAGUCUAUAUAGAUGAGUUCAUUGUGUUGUAACAUUAGUUAAACCUUUUAGCGAUUACAGGAACAAGGAUGUUCGAUUAU
This is a messenger RNA of Hibiscus syriacus, 1037 nucleotides long. Its product is annotated as protein TIFY 11B-like. Lineage: Eukaryota; Viridiplantae; Streptophyta; Magnoliopsida; Malvales; Malvaceae. The coding region runs from base 37 to 960 and encodes 307 amino acids. Gene Ontology annotation, cellular component: nucleus. Gene Ontology annotation, biological process: response to wounding; regulation of defense response; regulation of jasmonic acid mediated signaling pathway. The transcript has 5 exons. The record is from RefSeq and is a predicted model, not a curated record.